CCCUGCAUGUUCAAAGCAUCACUCAGUCCACAAACACAAACAGGAACACAAAAGAAAAGAAGAGCCAAAGAAACUAAACACAAAUGACAACCUCCUCUUCCAUCCUUCUCCUUGCUGCCCUUCUUGCCUUGGUCUCAUGGCAGGCCAUUGCGUCCGAUCCUGACCCACUCCAGGACUUUUGUGUCGCCGACAUGCAUUCACCAGUGCGUGUCAAUGGGUUCGUUUGCAAGAACCCGAUGGAAGUUAAUGCAGAUGACUUCUUCAAGGCAGCCAACCUCGACAAGCCUAGGGUGACCAACAAGGUUGGAUCCAACGUCACUUUGAUCAACGUCAUGCAGAUUGCUGGACUCAACACCCUCGGAAUCUCAAUUGCGCGCAUCGACUAUGCUCCCUUGGGCCAAAACCCACCACAUACGCACCCUCGCGCCACUGAGAUCCUCACGGUGCUCGAGGGGACACUGUACGUUGGCUUUGUCACAUCCAACCAGCCCGCCCCCAACAGAAACAAGUUCCUUUCCAAGGUGCUCAACAAAGGUGAUGUGUUUGUCUUUCCCGUGGGGCUCAUCCACUUCCAAUUCAACCCGAACCCCCACCAGCCUGCCGUUGCAAUUGCCGCGCUCAGUAGCCAGAACCCAGGGGCUAUCACAAUUGCCAAUGCAGUGUUUGGGUCAGACCCACCAAUAUCGGAUGAUGUUCUUUCCAAGGCAUUUCAGGUUGAAAAGAAUACAAUAGACUAUCUCCAGGCUCAGUUCUGGGAGAACAACCACAAUUGAUUGAUUACACGGAAUAUGAGUGCAUAAACCAAGGACUUGGUUGACUUUCUAGACAUGCAUCCUAAUCUAUAAAAUAAAUGGAGCAUAUAUCAUGUCAUUGUGUGUUUGUAAGCCCUGAAUGUAUUUCAGUCCUAUGAAUAAUCAAGAAUAUGUUUUUUUUCUCAUCA
Molecule: messenger RNA, 940 nt
Organism: Hordeum vulgare subsp. vulgare (domesticated barley)
Lineage: Eukaryota; Viridiplantae; Streptophyta; Magnoliopsida; Poales; Poaceae
Product: germin-like protein 8-5
Exons: 2
Coding region: 84-773 (229 amino acids)
Cellular component (GO): cell wall
Molecular function (GO): manganese ion binding
Source: RefSeq, a predicted model, not a curated record